CCGAGAUACUUGAAGAUUAACUGCUGGAGUUUACGGAACGCACCCCUCCAAAACCAUAAAUAUUCUACUUAUCUUAUAUAUGGCUUAUAAUAAUUUUAAGCCGUCUGCUUGUUUUCUCGACUUUAUUUACUUUUUAUAACUGCUUUUUAACUCACUGCAAGUAGCAAAUGUGACACUAUAACCUCGCUUGUUCAUUGCAAGGAAUACUUAAAUAAAUGAUGAGAAUUUCCUACGAAUUUACAUGAUGGAACAAGAGUUAAUGCAAUCUAUAAGCGUAGGAAAAGAAGCAACGUCAAAAACUACUGCACUUGUUCUUGCGGGAAUCACAGGAGGAAUUGGAUUGGCUAUUACUGCUGUUUGUAUUCCGUUUGUCGCCCCAGGGUUCAGAAGGAUAUGCUUACCCUAUGUUCCUGCCACAACUGAACAAGUUAAAAAUAUCUUGCAAGCUUUAAAGGGACGUUCUGGCUCACUUAUUGACAUAGGAAGUGGUGAUGGUCGCAUAGUUGUCGCUGCUGCUAAGGCCGGAUUUCAAGCACACGGAGUAGAGCUUAACCGAUGGCUAGUCUAUUAUUCCAGAAUUUUUGCACUUGCUCAAGGUUUAUCAUCAAAGACGUAUUUUUUUAAGAAAAAUUUGUGGAAAUUCAACUUAAAUAAGUAUGAUAAUGUUGUCAUUUUUGGGGUUGAAGAAAUGAUGGACGAGCUUCAAGAAAAAUUCAAGUCAGAGUUGAAGCCCAAUUGUUCAAUAGUGGUUUGCCGAUUCCCCCUUCCAAAUUAUAAACCAAUUGUUAUUAUUGGCGAAGGUGUCGAUGCCGUUUGGGUGUACGAAACUCCUUUGAAGUAGACCAACUCGUAUAUAUAAUUUUAUUUUGUACAUUCAUUCAA
Messenger RNA from Copidosoma floridanum, 882 nucleotides. RefSeq names its product ATP synthase subunit C lysine N-methyltransferase. Gene Ontology annotation, biological process: peptidyl-lysine trimethylation; positive regulation of proton-transporting ATP synthase activity, rotational mechanism; regulation of mitochondrial ATP synthesis coupled proton transport. Gene Ontology annotation, cellular component: mitochondrion. The record is from RefSeq and is a predicted model, not a curated record. Lineage: Eukaryota; Metazoa; Arthropoda; Insecta; Hymenoptera; Encyrtidae. Gene Ontology annotation, molecular function: protein-lysine N-methyltransferase activity.